Chironomus riparius is the source of this 465-nucleotide messenger RNA. NCBI's taxonomy places the organism in Eukaryota, Metazoa, Arthropoda, Insecta, Diptera, Chironomidae. The record is from the annotation of a GenBank genome assembly.
AUGGCAAUAAUCAGGACUGCUGUGUCUAUUUCUGUGUUUAACAUUCUCUGCUGCAUUGCUUUCAUCAUUUUUAAGAUUCUUUUGUUUUAUGACUUUGUGGAGUUGAAUAAGAAGCAGUAUGAAGUAUUUUGGAUAUUUUCGUAUCGACCGAGAGCUUUUUAUGAAUUUGGGUACAUGAUGGUCUUUGAGACGACUGGAUACUUUUUUGCUAUUUUAGCUAAUUCAAUGCUGAUAUUGUGCAUUAAUACUGCUAAAUAUAAGAACAGCUUUUUCUUCUUCCGGAUUUACUACAUAGCUACAAUAUGGCUCAUAGUUGCCACAAUGAUCCAAGCUGUCCAACUGGAACUGUUUGUCUAUGGCCUGUUCUCUGGAUUGAACAUUUUCUUCCUUUACGUCGUGGCUACAAUUGAGGUUCGGAUUAGGAAGCAGAAAUUUGAAAAUUGUCAAUUUGAUGUGGUUUAUUGA